Helicoverpa zea (corn earworm) is the source of this 1737-nucleotide messenger RNA. RefSeq names its product coiled-coil domain-containing protein 43. The transcript is spliced from 4 exons. NCBI's taxonomy places the organism in Eukaryota, Metazoa, Arthropoda, Insecta, Lepidoptera, Noctuidae. The record is from RefSeq and is a predicted model, not a curated record. The coding region runs from base 32 to 637 and encodes 201 amino acids.
AAGAUUUUGAAAUCCAAAAAACUUAGGCAAUAUGGCGGCGGCUACUAGCGACUUUGAGCCGUGGCUGAGUGAAAAGUUGAGAUCGCUUAAAACUGACGAAGGAGUAUUCGGAUCAUACAUAUCAGGUAUUUUAGAAAGCGAAGACAGUGUGGAUGAGAAAAAAGACGCUUUAGAAGGCAUACUUUCUGAGAUAGUGGAAAAGGACAUUUCAACUCACAUAGAUGAGAUUAUAGAGAAAUGGGAAUCAUGCCGGCCGAAAGAAGAAACCCCAAAGCCAGUAACAGAUGUAGAUGUUCGACUAGCGAAAUUGUUAGAAUCUCAAGCUCCAGCUACAACAACUCGACGAGAAUACACCGAAGAAGAAAAAAAGAUUCGUGAAGCAAUACUGUCUCAGUAUAGUCAGCUCUCUGACAAUGAGGAAGACGUUGUGCAAGAAGAAGAGGCUGUUGGUCCGGACUUAGUAAAGAAUACAAAUGCUGCAGAUGUUCAAGCUGCAGCUCGAGAGCGCCGUGAACAAGCCAGACUUGAUGCCCAGAAGAAGAAGGAAAAAGACAAAGAAGAUAGAGAAAAACAAAAGCAGCUAAAGGAAGAGAAAAAAGAAAAACGUAAGACACAGAAAGGUGAAAGGAAAAGGUAGCGAACUAUCAGAAUGAAUAUGUUUGGCUGUUCAACUCUGCUUUGUGAAUGUGAUAUUAAAGUCCUGUUAAUAUUGCUCAAUAUUGCACAAACGCAAGCUGAACAAUCAUAUACCCAUGUGUCUUAGUAUGUUUAAUCUGUUUUUUAUAUGAUGCAAUCUGUUUAGUUUAAUGAAAAUGGUCAUUUGCAACUAAUACAGAUAUCAACCAUUUUAAUUUUGCAAAAAUAUUGCUGGAAUAACAAUUUGGGAAGUUUCUUUGUUUUCUAUUACUUUUAUAUGAAAUUGCUGAUCCAAUGUAAUAAUGAACUUGUUGACAUAAUAAUUGUUAAUUAUUUGUACGAGUGAAUUUUAAUAUGUUGAUCUAUAUGGUAAAGUUUCCUGUCUUAUCAUUAUGUACAAUUGUUAUUAAAUUUUAAAAUGUACUUGAAACUUCCUUACUGAAUUGUGUACUCUUGGAACACAACUUAUUAAUGAAUGGUGCUCAAUUUGUUCCUUCUUGUAUGAACUAUUUUCAGUUAUUAGUUGCAUUAUUGACCAUACACAAUUCUUUUUACAUUUUACUACUUUCAAAAUUGAAACAAAAAAAAUAAUUUAUGACACAACUUUUGAGAACUGUUUUCAUGUAAAUUGAGUUUAAUAAGCUGAAUAUAAUGAAAAUUUUGAGUAAUUUAUUAUUAUUUGUAUUGUUUUUAUCCAUCAACAGAAAAGGGUAAAAUAGUAAAAUACCAUGUAAUUAUUAACAUAAAUAUACUUAGACUACAAAUAUCAACAUUGCUAAUACCGAAAUAUUCAAAUGUCGCUUAACUUUAGGCAGCACUAAUAAUAUUAAAAUUAAGUGAUGUUUGUAUAUUUGGGCAUAUCUUCUGUCACUGCAGUAUUUUAUACCUCUGUAUUGAAAUAGUGAAUGUGUACAGUAAAAGGUGAAUGUAAUUAAUGCCAUAUAGCCCCCAAUGGUAAUUAUUAAUUUCAUUUUCUCCAUAAUAUUUUCAUAUUUCACUGUACACAAAUUUAUUAUGCUUUUAGUCAUUAUCAUAGUUGUUAUUUAUUAUAAUGCAAUACAUGUGUUAUAAUUCAAUAAAAUCACAUGUGUAUGUAAUAUA